CCUCUCCUCCCCUCUCCUCCUCCACCCUUCAUCCAACUGCGAACGCGUGAAUGGGGACCCAUUACAAAACAGCGUCUUGCAGCUCAGCUGUCAACAGUCCACUCAACCUUAUCUCCCUGAGCAAGCAGUCAUCGGUCGCCGUUCAGAUCUUUGAAUUUAAAAAAAACAACAUUGUACACCAUGCGAUGAGAACGUCACGAAGACAUUGUUGAUAUUUAGGUUUGAAAAGAAGAAGAAGAAGAAGAAAAGAGACGAUGCCUGGUGAAACGCCGCCGCUCCACCAGCGCGCCACUAUUGCAGGCCAUCUGAAACCACAACAAUAGAGAUAUAAUGCCGGGCUUGAGCGUCGUAUGCAGCGCCGUUAUUGUCCUGUUCGGAGCGGUUUGCAGCGUGUUCAUAUUCUGUGAGUAUCUGAUUUAUUACGCCGCGAUAUUACAGUGUGGUUGGCCGGGAAUCGACCAUGGUGCGCCGGCGGCUGACAAGAGCGCAGACGGGAAGCCAAAUGCGGAGGUUCUCCGCGCUAUGGUGCUUUCAGACACGCACCUCCUCGGCGCUGUCGGAGGGCACUGGUUCGACAAACUGCGAAGAGAAUGGCAGAUGGAACGGGCUUUCCAGACCGCCCUGGCACUGCUCCGACCCGAGGUCGUUUUUAUUCUGGGAGACGUGUUCGAUGAGGGGAAGUGGAGCUCUCCAAAGAACUGGGAGGAUGAUGUCUGUCGUUUCCAGAAGAUGUUCAGACACCCCAGAGACACAGAACUGGUAGUUCUGGUUGGAAACCACGACAUCGGCUUCCACUACGAAAUGGACUGGUUCAAGUUACAGCGCUUUGAGAAGGCCUUCAACACCACCUCCACCAGAAUGGUCACCAAGAAAGGAGUAAACUUCCUAUUGGUUAACAGCGUGGCGUUGCAUGGUGACGGCUGUCCAAUCUGCCAAUCAGUGGAGAAACAGCUGUACACACUGUCCAGGAACCUCAACUGUUCAUUACUACAGAAUUCCCAGUCCAGGAUUAUUAAUGAAUUCUGCCGAGACGCAUGGACCUAUCCUCCUACACCACCCAUUAUCCUGCAGCAUUACCCUCUGUACCGGGCGAGUGAUUCAGGCUGCACGGGUCGGGAUGCUGCUCCUCCUGAAGAGCGCCACCUGCUGUUCAGAGAGAAGUAUGACGUGCUGUCUCAGGAGGCCUCUCACAGGCUGCUGCAAUGGUUUAAGCCCCGCCUGGUUCUCAGUGGCCACACCCACAGCGGCUGUCAGGUUCUCCAUGACAACCAGUACCCGGAGAUCAGUGUUCCGUCCUUCAACUGGAGGAACCGCAACAACCCCAGUUUCCUUCUGGGUUCUUUCUCUCCAAGUGGUUACGGCCUGUCUAAGUGUUUCCUUCCAGAGGAGAGUACAGUGAUAGCCCUGUACUGUUCUACCGGAGCCAGCCUCCUCCUCCUCCCUCUGGUCCACUGCCUGUGGAUAAGAGGUCUUCUCCGGUGCCUCAACUUCUGUCCCAUCAGCAAACACAAGUCUCUCUGAUCGUCUCAGGUAGAGGUUGUCCCUGACUGCUGAAUGAUACAGGGUCAGAUACUGAAUGCUGUCGUCCCUGUCAUGCAGAGAGGUGGCUACGCUGUCAUCCCUGCCAUGCAGAGAGGUGGCUACGCUGUCAUCCCUGUCAUACAGAGAGGUGGCUACGCUGUCAUCCCUGUCAUACAGAGAGGUGGCUAUGCUGUCGUCCCUGUCACGCAGAGAGGUGGCUACGCUGUCGUCCCUGUCAUGCAGAGAGGUGGCUAUGCUGUCGUCCCUGUCACGCAGAGAGGUGGCUACGCUGUCAUCCCUGUCAUACAGAGAGGUGGCUACGCUGUCAUCCCUGCCAUGCAGAGAGGUGGCUACGCUGUCAUCCCUGUCAUACAGAGAGGUGGCUACGCUGUCGUCCCUGUCACGCAGAGAGGUGGCUAUGCUGUCAUCCCUCUCAUGCAGAGAGGUGGCUACGCUGUCGUCCCUGUCAUGCAGAGAGGUGGCUAUGCUGUCAUCCCUGUCAUGCAGAGAGGUGGCUAUGCUGUCAUCCCUGUCAUGCAGAGAGGUGGCUAUGCUGUCAUCCCUGUCAUACAGAGAGGUGGCUACGCUGUCAUCCCUGUCAUACAGAGAGGUGGCUAUGCUGUCAUCCCUGUCAUACAGAGAGGUGGCUACGCUGUCAUCCCUGUCAUACAGAGAGGUGGCUACGCUGUCAUCCCUGUCAUACAGAGAGGUGGCUACGCUGUCAUCCCUCUCAUACAGAGAGGUGGCUAUGCUGUCAUCCCUGUCAUACAGAGAGGUGGCUAUGCUGUCAUCCCUCUCAUGCAGAGAGGUGGCUAUGCUGUCAUCCCUCUCAUGCAGAGAGGUGGCUAUGCUGUCGUCCCUGUCACGCAGAGAGGUGGCAGACGCUCCUACCGGUACCUGCUUCACACUAUAGAACCGAACCGUACUCUGCUGGCUCAGAUAUUUUAAUUUGUCCAAUUGUCCUUUUCCAGUAUGGUUCCAGCAACUAUGAUUGUUGCAUUACCAGGCUCGCCCAGUACAGCUCUACUCGGGUUAGUAGUGUGAAAAGGGUAAAGAUUUCUCCCAGGGGUAGCGUUGACCAAUCUGAUUCUAGAUCUGUAGUUAAGGACAGCUUCUACCUGGAGAGCACCUGUGUGUUGGAAUCACGUUGGCUCUAUUCAUUCUAUUUCUAUCUGCAACGUUUGGCUAGGGAAUGUGGUGCAGGAAAUACGGUGGCAACCGCCCCUCUGAAAAGUAUUAAAGUUCACCGUCUCCCAUCUGGGGCCUGUAUUCAUUAAACCAUCUCAGAGCUGAUCUAGGAUCAGGCUAUUCCCUGUCCAUGUCAUCUCAUUCAUUAUGAUCUCAAAAGGCUAAACUGAUCCUAGGUCAGCAGUCCUACUCUGGAGGAAGGUUUAUGACGACAGGCUCUGAUCUCUACGGAAGUCAGAAGUCUGAUACAAGACAUGGAAGCGUAUGUCUUCAACCAGCAUUUGAUGUACAGUAUUUAAAGACACACACACACACACACACACACACACACACACACACACACACACACACACACACACACACACACACACACACACACACACACACACACACACACACACACACACACACACACCUCUUAUGGUCCUAAUGUGUUCAUGUGCUUCUUUAAAGACCGUUGUUUAACGGCAGUUUUUUUCCCCCUGUGUAAAAUCCCUGAUGUAAAUACUAAUAAAAAGCAGAUUAUUUGUCAACA
This is a messenger RNA of Salvelinus fontinalis (brook trout), 3244 nucleotides long. RefSeq names its product metallophosphoesterase 1-like. Gene Ontology annotation, cellular component: endoplasmic reticulum-Golgi intermediate compartment. The transcript has 9 exons. NCBI's taxonomy places the organism in Eukaryota, Metazoa, Chordata, Actinopteri, Salmoniformes, Salmonidae. The coding region runs from base 331 to 1521 and encodes 396 amino acids. Gene Ontology annotation, biological process: GPI anchor biosynthetic process; endoplasmic reticulum to Golgi vesicle-mediated transport. The record is from RefSeq and is a predicted model, not a curated record. Gene Ontology annotation, molecular function: phosphoric diester hydrolase activity.